UCAGGUUUGACUGACAGCUGGUUGGGCAAUGGAGGAGUCUGUAAUCCAGCGGCACCUCACGCAUUAUAAACAGGCCACUGAGACGGCACGUGAGGAGCUGGCCGUCCUGCAGACCAAAUACAACAAACUCCAAUCACAGCUCUUAGAAAGCCAAACCAAAGUUGCAUCUCAGGAAGAGACUCUGAAAAACUUAAGGGACGCCGUGGAUCGACAUAAAGAGAAAGAGGCGAGACAGGAGUCUCUCAUCAGCUCGCUCAGAGAACGCAGUCACAACACAGAGCAGGAGAUGCUCUCCAUCACCUCCUCCAGAAGCUUCCUGGACAUGAGGAUGCAGACACUUACAAAAGAGAACGAGGAGAUCAAGGGGAAAAUCGUGGAACUUGAUAUCAAAUCAAAGCAGUGUUUUGCAGAAUGCAACAAGGCCAAACAGGAAGCUGCUGAGACCCAGAGAAGAUCUGAUGAUUUUAUAUCAGCAGUAGCAAGCAAAGUCUCUGUAAAUGUGGCAGGAAAGGCAGAUCCUAUGGAUUAUAUCCUAUCUGUGGUGGACGCCUGCUUUAAGGAGAACCACCGAGUGAAGAACAGCGUUUGCGCUUUAGAGGAGAGUGUGAAGCUGUAUGAGGUGGAGUGCAAAGCCAGCAGAGAAACAGUCAAGAGACUGGCGACCGAUGUAGAACACGAGCAGUCGCUGUCCGCAUCAAGAGCCAAUGAGCUGAACUCCAGCAGACAGGAACUGGAUAUAAUCUCCCUGAAGAAACUAAGUUUGGAGAGGGAGAACCAGGGCCUUAAAACGUCCCUGCAUGAGUCUGAACUGGCGCUGGCAUCUGCGCAGCAGCGCUGUCUUCAUUAUGAGAAUCUCUCUCAAGAUCUGCAAAAUAAACUCCAAAGCUGCCAGAAUGAAGCUCAGGCAUCUCACAGCCACUAUGAGGCCUUCAUGAAGAAUGUGGGAGCUCUGCUGGAGUAUGAGUCUCGUCCUCCUCAACUUACUCAAAGCGACCUACUGAAGGCACUUACUGCCCUGUGCAGCAGUGAGAAAAGUGCACAGAAGUCUCUGCUGGAGAUGGAGGGAAGGCUGGCGGAGGUGGAAGAGCAGUUGUCCAGACACAAAGAGCAUAAGUGCAGCUCGGAACAGAGAGAACAGGUGCUGCUGGACAGAAUCAAGAGUCUGGAGGACGAGCUGCUGACGGCCGGAGUCUGGAAAGAUGGACUGAAUCAGGACAAACAGCAUUAUCUACGGUUUGUGGAGCAGCUCUCAGAGAAGCUGAAGGUGGAUCGUGUUGCUGCAGAUCUGGGAUUUGAUAUGAGACUCGAGGCCAUUCUUACACGAGCUGAGCAGCUGAGCAGACAAGAAGGGACAGCUUUACUGGAGAACAAGACUCAAAUCUACAGCCUUCAGAGAAAGCUUAAAGAACAUAAAGAGCAUUCAGCAAGUAAAGAGCUUCACCUGGAGCUGCUGAGGAAGAAGAUGGUCCAGCUGGAGGAGGAGAAGAGGAGCCGCUCAGCUCUAGCGGUGGAGAAAGAUGACGCUGCUUUGUCCUGUAAGAAGCUCCAGAAGCGUGUGGAUCGACUGCAGGCAGAGCUGAGCACCUUACGCUUCUCCAACACCGAGCUGAAAGCCCAGCUGUCCCACACCAAUGAGCUCAAGGUACAGGGACGAGGCCUGGCCCACAGACCCUCACCAAAAAGAGUCAUUUCAGCAUAAAAUUGCAAACAAAGACCAUGUUUUUGGAUGAAAGCAUCUGCCAAAUGCAUGAAUGUAAAUGGUUCUAAUUUCAAUCCAAAUUGUGAAAUUCACAUUAAGAAUUACAAAUCAAAGAUGAAACAUGCACAAAUGAAAUGUUCACGAGAUCAAUAGCAUGCAUUUAGAAAAUGGGGUAAAAAUAUUUUCAUGCCAUCUGUAAAAGUGCUGAUUCACAUAUACCCCCGGUUUCACAGACAAGGCUUUAGCCUAGUCCUAGACUAAGCCCUGUCUAAAACCGGGCCGUAGAGUGUGGCGAUGCUUAA
Puntigrus tetrazona (Sumatra barb) is the source of this 2001-nucleotide messenger RNA. Its product is annotated as coiled-coil domain-containing protein 170-like. NCBI's taxonomy places the organism in Eukaryota, Metazoa, Chordata, Actinopteri, Cypriniformes, Cyprinidae. The transcript is spliced from 8 exons. The coding region runs from base 29 to 1699 and encodes 556 amino acids. The record is from RefSeq and is a predicted model, not a curated record.